AUGAAGUUCGAUCGCAUUCUCUUCGGAGCGCGAUAUUUUGUGUUUAUAAUUUAUUUGCUCUGUGAUUCGGAGGCUCUUUUUAAAUUCAUCAACAUCAAGUGCAACUGUUUUGAGCAAUCCUUUUGCGAGUUUAAAAACUGUGAACUGAAGGUCCUGGGACGCGGCAUAGUGGGUCUAAAUUUGUACGCCAAAGUCAACCAGCUACCUAUUAAGAAGACAAAGGUUGUUUUGGCUCUAUUCCGAAGAUUCAAUGGCUAUAGACCAUUCCUGUUCAAUGUCAGUGUGGAUUUAUGCUUCUUUUUAAAGCACAAGAAACGCUUUCCCUUCGUCAAUUUGGUCUACGAAGGCAUUCAAAACUUCACCAAUGCCAAUCACAGCUGUCCCUUUAAUCAUGACAUAAUUGUAGAUCGCAUGGUUUUGGAUGAUAAAAUGAUCAGUAAGGCUCCGGUUCCCAAUGGAUUUUAUAAAUUAUCCAUUAAUGUUCAAACUGAUGGGAUUUGGCGGGGCGAAGUCGAUGUCCAUGCUGAGGUUAAUCUGGGUUUUGAACGAUAA
Molecule: messenger RNA, 552 nt
Organism: Drosophila serrata
Lineage: Eukaryota; Metazoa; Arthropoda; Insecta; Diptera; Drosophilidae
Source: RefSeq, a predicted model, not a curated record